Messenger RNA from Melitaea cinxia (Glanville fritillary), 1905 nucleotides. RefSeq lists its product as uncharacterized. Lineage: Eukaryota; Metazoa; Arthropoda; Insecta; Lepidoptera; Nymphalidae. The record is from RefSeq and is a predicted model, not a curated record. The coding region runs from base 1 to 1887 and encodes 628 amino acids. The transcript has a single exon.
AUGGAAAGACCAAAUAACAACUUUAGCGACAUGAGCCGAAGAGCCGGAGAAAUUUUUAGACGUAUAAACAGACUAACAGACGGUCCUCUAACGAGAAAGAAACUAGUAUUAUUGAUCUUAGUAGUAAUAUUUCUAUUACUCUACAUCGGACCAAUUAUAAUGAACUCUUUCUUCAAUAAUGAGAGUUCCUCGAAAAGCAAUCAGAAUGUAUGUCAUCGGAACUUCUUGAACCCGUUCCAAGAUGCUCUCAACGACUACGACGCUUAUUUGAGAUUGGAAUCGUCUGCGACACUCCUGUCACUGAGUCACAACUAUGUGCCUUAUGUCGGAAACGGCCUGUUAGGUCUAGCGUUAGAACAUGAUUCUCAUUUGAAUAUUAAAUUUGGUAGGACCUUAUCCUUACCAGUUUAUUAUCAUCCACUGUACAUAAUAGACGAUAUAGAUAUGAAAGAGUCAACUCUAGUGGACUAUAAAAAUGGUGUUGUGCAUAGAUUUCAGUGCAGUAACACUGGAUUACACGUAUCUUACCAAUACUAUGCACAUAGAACAAUCCCCUCACUAUUUGUUCAAGAAAUCUUAAUUAAUAAUCCCCUGAAUGCACCAAAAAGCCUACACAUAUCUGUACCAAGGCUAUCAGACUGGCCAACGUCUGUAAAGCAAACUAUAAAACUUCAUCAAGGGGUUGAUGCAAAUGAAUAUGAAGUUGUGACCGGUAUGUUAUCUCUACCUGAGAGUGAAAAUGUAAUUGCUGUGUCAGUUGUUUGUAGGAAACUAAAAAAUGUUGUGCAAAUUGAAGCUAGGGAUGGCUUAGAUCUUCUCAUUCUAACCACAGUCCAGUACAGUAAACCUAUCAAGAGGUCUGAUUAUGCAAAACACAAGGAUAUUGUUGAAAAGAAAGCAAUUUCGGAAAUGGAAAAAGUUAUCGCAAUGAUUGGUGAUAGAACUGCAGUAAGAAAAUUAAGAGAAAACCACUCUAGAGUUUGGCAAGGUUUGUGGGACACUGGUUUUUACAUAUCUGAUUCAAAAGCCAGUGGCGUCAUUAAUGGAGAUAGGAUUAAUGCAACUAUAUAUGCUAUUCUCUCCCAAGUCAGAAGCUACGAACAUGAGGAACACAUAAAGUUCGAAACAAAAUCAGAAAUCCUUCGAACUCUUACUUAUUCUGAAGGGUGUUACGAAGGAUAUUCUACAUUGGACGCAUUUAAUUUGUGGAAACCAUUAAAUAACCUAGCGAACUUGAAUAGUGUUGCAAGUAUAUGGCUAUUAACAUUAGAAAAGCAAGGUUGCCACAAUCUCCUAAAAGCCGGAGCGAGUGGAGUCAACCAGGCUAUGAUCCUGAGUUUUGGUAGCUUAAGAUUUAGCAAUCAACAUCUUGAAUACAACAUUCACCCGUCAAAACUGCAUCGAGAUUUUCUAUUCCGUAGAAUCAACUAUGGAAACAUGACUCACGUGAACAUUAGUGUUAUAUUACAGGAAGACAAUAAAGCAGCUAUAUUUGUAGCUUUAGAUCGCUCCGACAAAACAUACUACGCCUGCGAUGCCGGCUGCUUGGAUUCACCAGUACAAUUAGGGCCUUAUCGAAAGUAUUUCCCAGUAAAAUUAACAGAACCAUUAACAGCAAUAUUGUAUAUAACAGCUGACAAGCAGCAUAUGGAGGAUUUGAGGCAUGCAAUUCACGUUCAUGAGGUCGUCGAGGCUCCUGCUCACGAGCACCAUGUUAUCGCCUUACACAGACAUGGGCAUAGUUUCGGUGGACUCAACCCCUUAUUCUGGGUGUCCAUCAUAGUCCUAAUAGUAAUGUUCCAUUUAUUCCUCUGUAGGAUAAUCAUGAAUGAGUUCUGUGAUAGUGGCACAAAUAUUAGUUACAAGAGAUUGUAUAACAAGGCUUAAUUAUAAAUUUUAUUUAAA